Messenger RNA from Gigantopelta aegis, 1464 nucleotides. RefSeq names its product toll-like receptor 6. The record is from RefSeq and is a predicted model, not a curated record. Bases 8 to 1108 code for a protein of 366 amino acids. Gene Ontology annotation, cellular component: membrane. The transcript has a single exon. Lineage: Eukaryota; Metazoa; Mollusca; Gastropoda; Neomphalida; Peltospiridae. Gene Ontology annotation, molecular function: transmembrane signaling receptor activity; protein binding. Gene Ontology annotation, biological process: inflammatory response; immune response; toll-like receptor signaling pathway.
UCCACGCAUGUUCUGGGGCUGUGUUAAUCUAAAGCAGCUGUCCAUGUCCUACAACAGUUUCUAUAACGUUAACGAUACGAUGAUGGAAGAAUUGUUUACCCCAUUAAAUCAACUAACGUCCCUUGAUAUGGGACGUUGUGGUAUCCAUAGUAUACCCAAAGUCGUGACUAAACAUUUGACAAAACUGAAGUGGUUAAGUCUGUUCAAGAAUUACAUAAAAUCGUGGUCACCGGGUACGUUUGAUUCUAUGACUUCACUUGCCGAAUUGUAUCUAAUGGGCAAUAAGAUUGGAAAUAUAAAAGAAGAUUCAUUUCCUAUAGAGAUUCGACAACAUCUAAAACACAUUAAUCUGGCGGAAAAUCCAUUUACUUGUACCUGCGACCUCUUGUGGUUUCUUAACUGGUUUAAGACGAACAGGACAAUUUUCAAGCAGUACGACCAUUCGUAUAGAUGUUCUUCACCAUUGUCGUCUAGAAGCAUAGAGCUGAUUCACAUACACUUAUCACAACAGAAAUGUUUGAUCGGGGUGAUGACAACUUUUGUAAUUGUUGCUGUAGCAUCUUCUGGCGUGUUCCUAACUAUUAUCAUUUCUGUACUUUACCGAAAACGCUGGUCACUGAAACAUUAUUGGUAUAUGAGAGGUCAUAGAGAGAGACGCCAAGAGGAGAUAGACCGAGCCUAUAUGUACGAUAUUUACAUUAUCUACAGUAAAGACGAUCUUGGUUGGAUUACACAGGAAAUGCUUCCGUUUCUUGAAGACACCAAAGGAUUAAAACUUUGUAUCCAGCAACGAGAUUUUACGCUAGGAAGAGCGAUGGUGGACUGCAUAGUAGAAGCAGUGCAUUGCAGUCGCGGUUUCAUUUUGGUGGCAUCCAACACGUUUGUCAAGGAAGAAUGGUGCCAGUUUCAACUGCAAUUAGCUCACAAGCACAACCAGGAUCGCGACCUUGACCUCUUGUUGGUAAUUCUUUUGGAGGAAGUGGAUCAACGCCAUAUGACCCCUGAACUAUACGCUGUACUCAAAACAAAAGACUAUAUUUGUUGGCCGACAGCUAACGAUGAUAGAGUCACAUUUUGGGAAGAUCUUUACCAGGAAAUCACCCAUUGAUCUUAGAUAGGAAACAAAGGCUUCUAAAGUUCAUGCCCAAGACUGUGUUGGUGAAUUUUAGUCCUGACGAUGCCUUUUGCGUAGAUAGGGUGGAUAUCCUCACCCCAAUAACACAGCUUUCCCCAUGAUCUUUUAUAUUUUCUUCUGGCCCCAAAGACACGACAAUGUGGGGGUUUUCCCCAGUAUAAAUGCACCCUAUAUAUAAACUGGCUUCACCAGUUACUGAUACAAAAUCACUCUACCAAUAUUGAACUUCACAGACUUUAAGCUAAUUCACACCAUGUUUCAUUAUGUAGAUUUAAAGAUGAUUGUACAUGUAGCAUUUUGUGUUAAAUUUUCUGGAGAUGAGAGGUGGG